CUCGCCGCGAAAGGAAGAAGGGGCAAUACUGUACCGUUAGCUUUGCCGACGGAUACCUUGGUUCCUUCAGGCACCCCACUCCGGUCGAUCACUUCGACGUUUACCGCGGUGACACCGCUGCUCUUUCGCUCUCAAUGCCGCUUUCUCGUUUGAUGAGCAAACGGGAGAACCGCCCAAACCCGCUCAAGAGGGACAAGCCAGAUAAGGUAUGUGCAUUCCGGCCCCGGCCUAUUCCUUUCUGUCUCUCUCUGGGGGUGGUCAUGCCCUAGGCAUGCAUUACCUUGCCGCCUCCGCCCUUCAUCCUCCUUCUCUUCCCCCUCCCGCCUUUGCCGGGACGGCCCUCUUUCUCUCGCACUCAAUACCUCUCCCCUUACGAUGCGGACGACGGAAAAAAAAAAAUCAUCGAGGGUUUUGUCCGAUAAGAAGCUAACCUAGCUAUGCCGAUGCCUCCCUGGAUACAGCCUCGCCUCUUCUCCGGGGACCUCUACGGGGGUGAAGAAAAGCCGAGAAAGUCUCUGUGCAAGUCGGACGAUUCUGCCGGCACAAAUGUAGUAGUUGAAAUGUUCUGGAACUACCAGAGCAUCCUCGCAGCCGCUUGGGGGAUUCACUCGAGCUUACCAGGAGUGUCUGUGCAGGUGACGAAGAUUGCGAAUGAGCUGGCGAAAGCUGGCAUCAAGGUCGAGGACAAGACGGUCCAGCGAGUGCUACGGGGUCGCUAUGCGAACGGGAACGCCGACAAGGCACUGCAGUUGCUCGUGAUGAUUGAGGACUCCAACGACGGCAUCGUCUCCAGGGUCAGGAGCGACGUGAAGAUGCUGGGGGCGGAGAAUAAUGGCGGGGUCACCUGUUAUCUGGAUACGCUGCUAUUUGCCAUGUUCGCCAGGUUGGACGCUUUUGAGGUGGAGUCUCCCUUUCCGAGCCCCCUCCCCUAUCCUUCUCUUUUGUUUGCUGGAGGGGGAUGGGGUUUUGAUUGCCACGUUGGCUGAACCGGGUUUCCUGCAGGCCAUGUUGUACAAUGUGUUUGACGAAGAUGACGAGAAGCGAAGGAAGCUCGCAGCGCUCUUACGACUGUUUGUGAAUCUGUUGCGCUCGGGGCAUUUGAUUACCACGGAUAUAGUAGGGGUUCCCUCUUUUGGUGUUUUAAUUGAGAAGCUUGCAUAACUCUUUUCUCCCCCCUUUUUAGGUCGGCCAGAUACAGCAGUCCAUCGCGGAAUGUGGUUGGGGGGAAGCUUCGUCCCUCCGGCAGCAAGACCCUUCGGAGGUUUUUACUUUUAUCACCGAUACACUUCAGCUCCCCUUGUUGACGGUAAAAGUUGACAUUGCACACGGGGGCAAGGAGAUAGUCGAAGAUGACCACAAGUUCAUAUCCGAGAGACUCUUGAAUGUGGCUCUGCCCGAUGAGGGUGCUGAUUCCAGAGAUCCGAUACCGUUAGAGGCCUGUCUUGAAGGUUUGAAUAUCUCUGGAAUGACCCAUUGGGCCAGUGAGUGCAUGAGCUUAUUCGCGUGUAGAAUAUUUUAACGGACGUGUGGACGUUAGGCGUCAGCUAGAGCGUAGAGCGACGGCUGAUACUACACAUUCACAUGAUAUGGAGAAGGGCUCGGCACUUCAUAUCGAGACUGCGGACUUGGGUAGUUCACCAAAUACGCCGGUAGCUACCCCGAUAUCCUCACAGUCUCCUCCUCCUCCAGCUCCCGCUGCUUCUGCCCCCGGACCUUCAGCGGCGGGAAAACCUUUGCUCGUUAGGACGGUUAAGGUGGAGAGCGAAAUCGAGAGUAAGGAUGGCAAACUUAAGAGGUCUACCACCUUACGGAAGGAGGUGUUGCUGCCAGCCUGGUGCUUUUUUAGUAUCUUGCCUUUCUACACCGAUACCUUACCUACUCCCGCACCAAAGACUUUUGCGGAGCACUUUUCGGCAAAGCGCCCUGUGCUGGGGUUAUGCCUGAAGCGGUAUUCUUGGAGCGUGACUGGUGGGGCGCGAAGGGACCGCCGAAGAGUGGACAUCCCGUUGCAAAUCGCGUUGCCUACCUUUGUGGCUGACGAUGAGAUGGGCGGAGACGAUGAUGGCCCGCUAUACGGGAACUUCAAAUUGGUACUCCAAUCGGCUGUGUGCCAUCGUGGAAAUUCAGUUCAUAGCGGCCAUUACGUUGCACUGAUAAGGGGAGAAGAUGACAAGUGGCUACGUUUUGACGAUUUAGCAUACUCGAAUAGGGUCUCCGAGAUAGAACCCGAAAGGGCAUUCGAAGAGGAGAGCCCUUAUCUACUGUUUUACCAGGUUCAGCCCAUAGAGGAUGAUACCAGCGCUACAACACCCAGCGUAGCCUCGACGAUGGAUUACCCGCAGGAGAAGAGAUUGUCGGUAGUAUCUGGCGGAUCCGGGGGCUCUUGCGCUCUAGACUUGGGAGUCAACAGGAGCUCCACCGAGUUUGGCGGCGACGAGCCACCAACGUUUAGUGACCCACCAGUUUACGAGAAGCACGACAGUCUGGAGCGCUGCCCAUCCCCACCUCCGCCAUACAUCGUCGAGAGCAAAACCUCCCCGCAACCAUCCCCAACGGGAUCCUCCCCGACAACUCCCAUCCCAAUAAUGCCCUAUAGGUCCCUACUAGACCCGGAAGCAAGCCUCCGGCCGACCUCCCGUUCCGACAACCGCCCGGGCUCCAAAGAUGGCCCUCCCGUGGCCCGCUCCUCCAGCCGUCGCUCGAAAAGCGAGAUGUCGGAUAAACGCUCGAGCUGGGCGUCGGUACUGAUGACUAGGGCUAGAAGCCAGGACAAAGAAAGGGGCCGUAAAAGUUCAGAAUGGGCGAGGAUUGGAGUGUCGUCUAGGCUGGGCGAAGGUGGAAGUAGGGAUGAGAGAAAGGAGUCCGAGUCGUCGUCGUUGGGGGAGGUGGUGGUGGUGGAUGGGGAUGAGAGGGAUGGUGUCGAGGGCAAGGGGAGAGGACAGGGAUUGAAAGAAGCUGUGUUCAAGGCUAUGGAGAAGAAGGGGCCGAAGGAGGGGAAGGAGAAAGAGAGGGGCAAAGGCAAGGAUAAAGGCAAAGGCAAGGAGACAGUGAGGAGGGGGAGUAGAGAUAAGGAUUUGAGGGAGUGUGUCAUUCAGUGAUCACUACUCAAGUACGGCCCUGAAGCGGCGGCGGCGGCCCACGUUUGUCAUUUGUUUCUUUCGGCUGUUUUUUUCUUUGUUCUUGCUAAGGGUCUUGUCAUGUUCACGGAGUUUACGGGCGGCUUGCUUGCUGGAUUACCACUGGGAGGGAUAUACUUUUUAUGAUAGAGAGACGAAGCGAGAACACUUGUUUCUUGCGUGCAGGGGGUUCUUUUAUGGGAGUUGAGUUAUGUCUUGUUUUUCCUGUCCUGUCUUUUUUCUGCCUGGGAUAGGAUAGUGACUGGUUGGGGCCUUUCUAAUGAUAGAUCGGUUGCUGUCGGCGGGGUUUCGGGGCUGGGUGAUUUCUUGCGAGUGACUUGGUAGGGUAGAAUACGGCAGUUCGUGGUAAGUAUCUAGGUUUAGUAGCAGUCAGGAGUGAGUGUGUGGUUUUUAGCUGUAAUGGUAAUAAUCCAUCCCAUAUGCUGUACUUGUAUCGCUCGCUCGUUGUAAAGGAGUGCGAUCUUGUAUGGUUUGUAUGGAUGAAUGAAACUACUUCCCAUCCCUUGUCAUGGGUAUACACCAUACUCGUGGCUAUCUCAUGAUCAAAGCACUGGAGUUGGCGUGAGGAAAAGGGUGGAGGAGGUUAAAGUGUCGUCUUCCAUCAUCUAUGCUAUUCGUUCGUUCACGACCAUGGUAU
Molecule: messenger RNA, 3774 nt
Organism: Tuber aestivum (summer truffle)
Lineage: Eukaryota; Fungi; Ascomycota; Pezizomycetes; Pezizales; Tuberaceae
Source: the annotation of a GenBank genome assembly